Polypterus senegalus (gray bichir) is the source of this 4520-nucleotide messenger RNA. RefSeq names its product beta-1,4-N-acetyl-galactosaminyl transferase 4a (gene b4galnt4a). The transcript is spliced from 20 exons. Gene Ontology annotation, cellular component: Golgi cisterna membrane. NCBI's taxonomy places the organism in Eukaryota, Metazoa, Chordata, Cladistia, Polypteriformes, Polypteridae. The record is from RefSeq and is a predicted model, not a curated record. Gene Ontology annotation, molecular function: acetylgalactosaminyltransferase activity. The coding region runs from base 1 to 3447 and encodes 1148 amino acids.
AUGGCACUCUGUAGCUUGGAGAGCAUUUUUGUUUAUGAAGCUUUAAUUGAAAAUGAAGCAAUCAGUGGGAGCUGCUCUGGAAAAAUACACAAUGAAGAUGGAGAGAAGCCCAAUGAAGCAACUGAUGCCAGCCGGAGAAGUGACGCUCAUCACGGACCUUCGAGUCUCCGGAAGGCAGAUGACACGAGUGACAGUCGCGAGGAUGAGCAGAAGGUGAUAGGCCUAGGCCAUCUAGAAGAGCUGAAUGGAGAUGACGGCCAGUAUCUUAAACAACUGAAGAAGUUCCUCAUCGAUAAACAAAACCUUUUGCCCUGGAAGUCAGAGUACAAAGGCCAGGCUAAUCUCCACGUGUUUGAGGACUGGUGUGGAUCCGCCGUUUCCCAGUUGAGAAAGAACCUGCACUUCCCGCUUUACCCCCACACACGAACGGUGGUAAAGAAGCUGGCUGUGGCCCCCAAGUGGAAAAACUAUGGACUGCGCAUUUUCGGGUACAUUCAUCCACCCACAGAUGGUGAUUUCCAGUUUGCCAUUGCCUCUGACGACAACUCCGAAUUUUGGCUGAGCUCUGAUGAGGAUCCUAUGAAUGCCAGACUCCUGGUCUUUGUUGGAAAGCUGGGCUCUGAGUGGACAGCUCCAGGGGAGUUCACCAAAUUUCGAUCUCAAGUUUCCAAGCCGGUCCACCUCAUUUCUCUGAGACGCUACUUCUUUGAGAUUCUCCACAAGCAAGACGAGAAGGGCUCGGACCACGUCGAGGUGGGGUGGCGCCCUUUUCUACCUGGUCUGAAGUUUGAAGUCAUUGAUUCCUCGUAUGUCUCACUCUACACAGACGAGUCCUCCUUGAAGAUGAACAGCGUGGAGCACAUCCCCCAGACGUAUGCCAGCCACGCCAGAGUGCGCCCGGGCAGCCGAGGAGAAAGCCGGCACGGCGCCGACAUGCUCAAGCCCGAUCCCCGCGACACCUUCUUCCUCACUCCUCUGAUCGACGCUUCACGUCUCAAGAACGUGCUGCCAGCCUGCCUCUACUCGCCCACUUAUGUGGUGAAGGAUUUCCCCAUCGCUCGCUACCAGGGACUGCAGUUUGUGUACCUCUCCUUUGUGUAUCCCAACGACUUUACCCGUCUGACACACAUGGAAACGGAGAACAAGUGCUUCUACAGGGAAUCUCCUAUAUACCUCGAGAAAUUUGGAUUUUAUAAAUACAUGAAGAUGGACGAAGAGGAGGAUGAUAGGCCUUUCUUCUUUCCAAAUCCAGAUGAUUUUCUGGAAGAAGAGGAAGGGAUCGAUCCAGAAAACGAAUCUCUGCCAACUGAUAAACCAGCAGUCACCUUCAAGACAAAUGCCACCUCGGCUCAGCAGCAUUUAUCGCCAAGAGACAGAAGAAGAUCAGUUGCUGACUCGGGAGUUGACUAUGGGGAUGAUGAUGUUGAUUACACCUUCAGAAGCAGGCAAAAAGCCAAUAGCGCCAAAGACUAUGAUGGCAAAGAGGGGCAGAAAAGCCCAUCUGAAGUGACAUCUGAUCACGCUGGCAACCAGGAUGAUGUGGAUUUCAACCAACCCUCAAUAGUUCGAGGAAAAUCACUCUCCUGGAUUAGGACAGGCCCAGAUGACCUGAACAAGAGGGCAAGCGACUUACUGGUGGUGCCCAAAAAUACCAAACCCAACUCGCUUCCGCUGUUGACCCACCGGGCCAAGCAGAUUCUUACCAAUUCUGCCCAUGCCCCCCUUUCUGGAGUCACCAAUUCUAAAGAUACAAAGAAAGAGCAGAACAAAGUCUACAUCACUCGGCCGCGGCCCAACCGGAAAAGCACCCCACCUCGGCAGCCACGUGAGGUCUUUCCUGGAAUGUUCCUCUACCAGAUUGGCAAAACGACUAAGUUAGUGAACCUUGGCACCAAGCUUGGUAAGAAGGGAUUGACAAAUGCCAUUCAGAUGAAAAAUAAGUACCCUUUUAGAGAGAGCAGAUCUCCUUGGCUGGACAAUAAUGACACCAAGGAUGGUUUACCGGGGAGAAAGUCCUCCACGGGUGCUGUAAUCUGGGAUUCUCAGCAUAAAAAGGAUGAGGCACAUGAUAAGGGUGUCACAACAUCAGUGCCUACUAACCCGCUGUUUAGCCAGGAGAACUCCCUGCCAUCUUCCUUGAAUAAACCAAAGACGGACUACAAUUCCUCCAUAAAUACCCUUCCCUCGGAAGCCAGAGUGACAUCCUAUAUGAAAACCUCAGAGAUUACAGAGUCUCAGCUGCUGGAUGCAGAGCCGGCCGAUGGAGCUGAGGAAGGAGGUUUAUCUGAUUACAGUUAUGAGGACUCUGACAUUCGGCAGCCUUGGGUCGAGGAGGCCAUUAACUGGCAGCGCACAUUCACCGUCAACACCAUGGACUUUGAGCUACUGCGAUCAGACUGGAACGAUCUGCGCUGUAAUGUCUCUGGGAAUCUACAGCUAAGUGAGUCCGAAGUUGUGGAUGUUCUGGCGCAGUACAUGGAGAAGCUCAACGAGAAGAAUGGAGGGAUUUACACCCUCCUGAGGAUCAUCAACGUAGAGAAGCGGCGGGACUCUGCCCGAGGAAACCGCUAUCUGAUUGAGUUGGAGCUGAUGGAGCGGGGCAAGCGAGUGGUGCGCCUGUCGGAAUACGUGUACAUGCUGCUGCACCGCAGUCGACAAGAGGACAGCCUGGAGGCCAAUGAGGGCAUCACUACUACCACCGCUGCCGCUGGCAGCCCAGACCACACCACCAUACAGUGGAGCACCGGAUACAGCAAGCCGCUGCUCUGCCAGCCAGUCCGGCUACAGUGGAGACACGAUGUCAUGGUGCACUUUGUGGUGCCAGUGAAAAACCAGGCUCGCUGGGUGCAGCAGUUCAUCACCGACAUGGAGCUCCUUUACCAGGAGACCAAAGACGACAACUUCAGCAUCAUCAUUGUGGACUUCGAGAGUGAUGACAUGGACGUGGAGCAGGCUCUGAAGGACAGUAAAGUCCCCCGCUAUCACUACAUGAGGAAAGAGGGCAAUUUUGAGCGGUCAGCUGGACUACAAUCUGGAGUGGACAGCGUUGAGGACAGCCACAGUAUUUUGUUCCUGUGUGACUUGCACAUCCACUUCCCCUCCAACAUCUUGGAAAGCAUCAGGAAGCACUGUGUGGAGGGCAGGUUGGCCUAUGCCCCCAUCGUCAUGAGGCUGGCCUGCGGCAGCUCUCCUACGGAGCCAGAUGGCUACUGGGAGGUGAAUGGAUUUGGAUUAUUUGGCAUCUACAAGUCUGAUUUUGACAAGAUUGGAGGGAUGAAUACAAACGAGUUCCGCGAUCAGUGGGGCGGCGAAGACUGGGAGCUGCUGGAUCGCGUCCUUCAAAAUGGCCUAGAAGUGGAGAGACUGCGGCUCAGAAAUUUUUUCCAUUACUAUCACUCCAAACGAGGCAUGUGGAAUUCCCAAGUGAAGAAAGGCCAGAAGGGCUAAUGAGUGCGCCAGACUCCGACUCCUGGCAGGGGAAAGAAAGCAACUUACAGAAGGAGAAAACAAAAUGAGAAUAAAAAAUAAGAGCCACCCUACCUGCAUGCUGCACCAGGCAGUCUUGAUGGACGACCGAGUCGCGUCGAGGACCCUUUGGCUAAGUACCAGCAAGAAGGACGCUUUGUCUACUGCCCUGAAAUGAGUAACGCAUUGCAUCUGUUGUAGCUGCUUUCAGUUAUUUAAUCAGUACUCAAGGAAAUUUUACUUUUUUUAAAGAAGAAUUAUUUAUACAAAAAAAAAAUCUUUUUGUUGAGAUCGUCAAUAUGGAUAACAACUCCAUUCUAACAAAGCAAGAGCAACUGCACUAUUGAGGAGUGACUUGCUAGGCCCAGGCCACCCUGGGUUAAGUAAACUGGAAGGAACGAACUCUCAGUCUCGCUGUCUACAUGGAGCUUGGCUGGUCUUUCACUUGGGCAGAGAAUGCACGGUGGCACUUAAAUGGCAGUUUCAUUUCUCGCUGGGAUGCCUUCCAAGGAGUUUGAAUGUUUUUCCCCCUUAACCGAACCCAACCAACUCAAGGGUUUCCACCCAAAAGUCCAAAGACAUGCUGUCAGGUUUACUGGUGACUUUAUCGGAUGUAUCUGUGCCCAGUGAUGGAUUGGCAUCCCCCUGCAACAGUGGUUCUCAAAGUGUGAUCCUCAAGGUGACAGCCAUCAUACCGUUUGGCUCAGAUUCGUUAUUCCGUUAUGUGCUGCCGCCCAACCUUUGCGGCCCUACAUGAACUUUCCUGUUGUUCGGGCCACCGAGUCCGAUUCUCAAAAGGUUAUGACUUAGGGGUUUUGGAACACGCAGAGUCGAUUCAUUUUGUUUUCAUUAUUUUGCUGACACUUGUGUGCAGCCAUCUUGUAUUUGGUUCUUGAUUGUGUUGUGAUAGGGAGUACCAGACAUGGCAAAAAUGGUGCGAGGCUACUGAAGUGUUUAACAAAAGGAAGGCUAGGACCUUCACUAACCUACCUGGAAGGAGAGAAGAUAGAUAGACAGACAGACAGACAUGGAAGGUACUAUAUUAGAACAUUAGA